Spirodela intermedia is the source of this 1899-nucleotide messenger RNA. The record is from the annotation of a GenBank genome assembly. NCBI's taxonomy places the organism in Eukaryota, Viridiplantae, Streptophyta, Magnoliopsida, Alismatales, Araceae.
AUGGCGGAGCGCGGAGACGAGCUGUCCUUCGCCGACCAAGAUCGGCAGGAAGAGCCAUGGGAGGAGAGAACUCUGAACCUUCUCGACGAAUCCAAGAUCGACCAGGGUCUUUUUCUCGCUGUUCUCUUCUCCUGCCUUCUUUCGCCGGCUGAUGCGGCCGUCUGGUUUCUUGCAGAGUUCUCGGAAGCCAAGCUGAGGAAGAAGGGCGGGAAGAAGCACAAGUUGAAAUGGAUGAAGAGGCCAAUGGCGGUCUCCGAAGUCAUCCUGGAGUUCUUGGACGAGGAGCUCAGGGAGAACGCCCUCAGGGCACUCGGCAACUUCCUGCUCGAUGUCUCUCUCUCUCUCUCUCUCUCUAUUGGGGUUCUUCUGUCUCGGUCUUUCUUUCUACUUCUUUCCUUCUUGAUGUCGGACGAAGUAGACGGUAUUUCUAACCCGCGGUUUCUUCUUCGUGCCAGAGAUGGGAAGAAAACCCAGACGACUACCAUCAGGCUGGAUUUUUCUUGUUUUACUCUUGCUCCACGAUGUCUAUCUUACUGCAAGUCUCUCUCUCUAUCUCUCUCUUUCUCUCUCUCUCUUUCAUUUUUAUGGGGUGUGAGUGAUUCCUUCCUUAAAUUCCUCCCGAAUUCUUGGAAAAAGGAGGUGGUGGAGUUCUUUGGGAAGAUGAUCGACGAUGCUCUCAACAUAAGAUCCGCGAAGCGCCUGGCAAACGUCCUAACUCUCUUCCAGGUUUGACCCCCUAGAUUCGUCCAGCUUACCUCGCCACGGCUAUUACUCCGCUGAUGAGCUCCCGCAACCGCAGUGCGUUGCAGCAAACAGGGAGAUCCGGAGAAACUUUAUCGAUUGUGAGCUCCUCUGCCCACCGAAAACCUGUAGAUAUUCUACUACUUCCAUUUCUUGAUGGCUUCAUAAGAUCUCCCAUUUCAAAGAAAAAUCAUCAUUUUGCUUUCAGCUUGCAUCCCGAAUUUCUUGCUGCCCAUCAUCGUCUUCAAGAGCGAGCUCGAGGUGUUGGAGAACGUCCGAGCGAUAGCCCUCUCCGUCAUCGGGAUCCUGUGCCAGGUGCCUCUUCUCACACGCUCUGAGCUUUUGUUAGAUGGCACGGUAGGGAUGUUGACCACGAAGUUUGGUGACUUCAUCUAAAAGGGAAGAGAUCCUGACAUCAUCGUGUGGGCCACGGAGAACGACGUGGUGAAUGUCUGCCACUCCGCCUUGAAAACGGGGAGUGAACUCUCUCAAGUGGUACGUCGUCCUCUCUCUCUCUGUCUCUGUCUCUGUCUCUGUCUCUCUCUGUCUCUCAUGAUUUAGCUACGUUACUCCGGGCAGAUCUCCAUGCAUAUCCUGGAGUACAUUCUGCGGGACCCGUUCGGGAGGUAUUUCAUCUGCCACCCAAACGUCGGCUUGCUCGAAGGGUUGAUGGAGACGUGGAACCAGCUGGUAGAUGAAAUCAUCUCUUCUCUCUCUCUCUCUCUCUCGAUUUCUCUCCAUUUCCAUGGCUGAUCGGAAGGAUUGUUUAUCUGGCGGGGAAGAUGACGGUGCUGAGCGCCGACAGGGACUUGUCCCCUCGGCUGCUCUUCCACGUGCUCAGAUGCUACGUGCUGCUAUGCGUGCAUCCCAGGUAAGCGGCUGCGGGGCCGGAGAGCUCGCUGACUGAGGAUUAAUUUCCUUUUUUUUCUCAGGGGGGUUCGCGUGGUGGCGAGGAGUCUCCCCAGCGAGAUCACCGGCGAUGCGGUCGCCGACAUCGCUGAGGCGCGAGGAUCUUCUCCUCAAGCUUCUUCUUCUUCUUUUUUCUCUCUCUCUAGUUCUCAGUCUGAUUGAAUUUUCUACUUGGCCGUUGCCUCACAGGAGUUCCCGGUGAUUCAGAGCCUGCGCCGCCAACUCCUCCUCAGUGUGGGGUUUCACUGA